CAAGCGCUCUCCCGGCAGGUGCAGCCAAUAAGCCGCACAGCAGUUGGGGGCAGGGGCUAUAAAUGCGCCCCUCCCGGCCCAGUUGGCUGUUGCAAAUACGAGACCGAAGCAGUGCCAUUGUCUAGUGGGGGAAAAAGUCACUGCAUGCAAGUCCAAUUUGGAUUUAAGUUUUAAUUACCCAACCCUGACCAGGAUCCUGUGCCAUGGCCUUCCCACUGAAAGAUGAUUUAGGGAGAGCCAAGGAUUGCUGGGGCUGCCCAUCUGAAACCCCAGCCCUUUCUACCUGCAGCAAUGCCGAUAUAUUCAGACGAAUAAACGCAAUGCUAGACAACUCUCUGGAUUUCACUGGUGUGUGCACCACCCCAAACACCAAGGGCAAAUGUGAACACCUUCAAGACUACCCAGACUCUGAGGGAGCUGCAGCUAGCAGAAUGCUGUUUUCCACUUCACAUGAACCUCUUCCUCGCGGCCUUCCAGAUACCAAUGACUUGUGCCUUGGCCUUCAGUCUCUCAGUCUUACAGGGUGGGACAGACCUUGGAGCACUCAGGACUCAGAAGCUGCCGGACAGACAAGUACUCCAACAGCUGCUCAGUCUGUCUUUAGUAUGCUGAACAGCCCCAUGGGGAAGCCAAGCCCCCUGGGCUUUCUGCCAUUGGAUCCAAUUGGUUCGGACCUAGUGGAGAAGUAUCCCACUCCUUUGCUUCGUGGCUCUCGAUUGGACAGUCGCUCCAUUUUGGAUUCUCGCUCCAGCAGCCCUUCAGACUCUGACACUAGUGGAUUCAGCUCUGGAUCAGACCACCUUUCAGACCUAAUUUCAAGUCUUCGUAUCUCUCCUCCACUGCCAUUCCUCCCACUGGGAGGUGGAGUGUCAAGGGACCCUUUAAAACUUGGGGUUGGCUCAAGGCUAGACCAGGACCAUGCAGCCUUAGCAGCAGCAACUGCCUCUCCACUUGGGAUAUCAAAGAGAUGGCCUGGCACUUCAGUCUGGCCUUCUUGGGAUCUUCUGGAUUCUGCAGAGGACCCAUUUAGCAUUGAGAGGGAGGCACGCCUACACAGACAGGCUGCAGCUGUGAAUGAAGCAACCUGCACCUGGAGUGGGCAGCUACCCCCUAGAAACUACAAAAAUCCUGUGUAUUCCUGCAAAGUCUUUCUUGGUGGUGUCCCCUGGGACAUAACAGAAACUGGACUUAUCAACACGUUCCGUGUAUUUGGAGCACUUAGUGUUGAGUGGCCUGGUAAGGAUGGCAAGCAUCCCCGCUGCCCUCCCAAAGGUUAUGUCUAUCUGGUAUUUGAAUCGGAGAAGUCUGUUCGUGCUUUGCUUCAAGCGUGCACCCAGGACCUACUAAGCCAAGAUGGGCUUAGUGAACACUACUUCAAAAUGUCCAGUCGCAGGAUGCGCUGCAAGGAGGUGCAAGUUAUUCCUUGGGUGCUUGCAGACAGCAACUUUGUGCGUAGCCCGUCACAGCGGCUGGAUCCCAGUAAGACUGUAUUUGUGGGGGCUCUACAUGGCAUGCUAAAUGCUGAAGCACUGGCCUCUAUUAUGAAUGAUCUAUUUGGUGGAGUAGUCUAUGCUGGCAUCGAUACUGAUAAGCACAAGUAUCCAAUUGGGUCAGGUCGGGUGACCUUCAAUAACCAGCGCAGUUAUCUUAAAGCUGUCAGUGCUGCAUUUGUCGAAAUCAAAACUGCCAAGUUUACAAAAAAGGUUCAAAUUGACCCAUAUUUGGAAGACUCUGUUUGCCAGGUGUGCAAUGCUCAGCCUGGGCCAUUCUUCUGCAGAGACCAGGUUUGCUUUAAGUAUUUCUGCCGCUCUUGCUGGCAUUGGCAGCACUCUAUGGAAAUCCUGCGCCACCACCGCCCUCUUAUGCGCAAUCAGAAGAGUCGUGACUCAAGCUAAAGACGUCGGCCCUUGGAGCAACAUUGACCUGAAGAUCUGACAUAGCUGGAUAUGUUGAGCUAAAAUGAGUGUUCAGAAUUUCCUCCCUCCAGCACUGGAAGCACUUGUGUUUUUUUGUUUUUUUUCCAGAGAUAGAUCAGAAAUCAGUGGAUUGUGAGGGGUAAUGUCACUUUUUUGCACUUGCUGUACCUUGUGGUAGUUUUCUCACUAGUGCACACUGAAAUUUGCCAGGUUUUUUUUUUUUCUUUCUUUUAAAAAAAGAGGGGAUAUUUCUUCUCAGGACUUGCAGUUCCCAGACUGGGCCUACAUAACCGUUGCUGAAAGUAAGCAAUGUUCAGGGCCUCGUUUUCUUAAGGUUUAUGGCUAGUGAUGCCUCUGCUUUUGGUUAACUUUUUUUUUUUUAUUACAAGCGCUUCUUUUACAUUCCUUGCAAUACUGCUGGUGAUGAUGCAAAUUACAUUAAUCCUCCCAUGUUUUGCUGUUGCCAUACAGUGCCUUCCAAUUUAUUUGAUGUCCCAUCUGAACUACAUAAACUAGUUGUUCAGCUGACAUUUUUACUGUAACAACAAUAGCAGAAUUUGCUCUUUAAACAAAUCAUAUUUCAUAUUUUUACCCCAGUGGGAUUUUUACCAGUUCCUUUUUACACUCUUAAAGACGUUUUUUAAGUCCAUUAUAUUUUUUUUUUUUUUUCUUUUCCUGGCAGCUUUUAACAUUACUGCAAUUUUUUUUUUCUGUUUCUGGGAGCUGCUGGUUAAGAAAAUAAAUCUACAUAAAAUCUUUGUACAACAGAGUUUAUAACCAAAAGGACAGACUUAAAGCCUUGACUGAAGCAGAUAAUGAGAGAGUGUGUAUAUAGUUUUAAGGAAGUUUGUUGCACUUUUUUUAAUUUGCACUUAAGGGGAUGGUAGUUUUUAAUCACUUUCUGUUUGUAUUUGGCUGGACAAAAAGGGCUGUGAUAUGUCUUGAGAAUGGGGUAGAGGCAAGAGAUGGCGUGACACCUUUCUCCUGGAGGGAAUAAGUGCCCAUGCUCUGUUUUACUGUCGGUUUUUUGAAAAUAACUGACUUAUGCAAACUGUUGCAGGCCUUUAAGAUUGUGUCCUUAAUUUUUAUUUCUACCCCCCCCUUAAAAUUGUAAGCUCUGUGCCAAAGACUCCAUUUUUCUGUAUAUCCCCCCUUAUCCAGUACAUGCUGAGCUAAAUCUACUUCCUAGCUGCCCUAAGCAGGGUAUAUCUGUGAAGCUGUGUGUAAAGUCUCUACCUCAUUGUAGUUAUGCAAGCAGAAGAUGCACUUAAUCUACGGAUGUGGUGUAGUUUUGUUUGUUUGUUUUUUUGUUUGUUUUUGGCACAAAAUAAACACGUUGAAGCAGUA
Molecule: messenger RNA, 3263 nt
Organism: Xenopus tropicalis (tropical clawed frog)
Lineage: Eukaryota; Metazoa; Chordata; Amphibia; Anura; Pipidae
Gene: cpeb1
Product: cytoplasmic polyadenylation element binding protein 1
Exons: 12
Coding region: 204-1895 (563 amino acids)
Biological process (GO): translation; regulation of translation
Cellular component (GO): spindle pole; centrosome
Molecular function (GO): mRNA 3'-UTR binding; RNA binding; translation regulator activity
Source: RefSeq, a predicted model, not a curated record